UUACAGGCUUGAGCCACCGUGCCCGGCCUAGGCCUAUCAAUUUCUUGUCCAUCUCUCUUUCUCCUUGCUCAUUUUAAAAGGGAGGAUGGAGUUCUAAUGCUGCCAUAAACUGUGUCUUGGCAAGAUACUUCACUACUCGAGGUCUCACUUUUCCCAUCUAUAAAACAGGGUUUGGACGAGGUGUUCCCUGGUAUUCUGUGAUCUGCCUCUUGCUGCCAUUCUUUCUCUCCUCUGCUUUUCUGUAUUUUUCUUCUGUUAUCCCUGGGGAUGCUCAGGUUCACAUGAUUGUCUGUAUUUCUGUGUGACUGUAGCAAGGACUCAGCCUCAUGUAGCAUGAAUAGGGUUGUGGUUUAUGACAUGGUGACCCAGCAGAGAGCUCCCUCCCACUGACUUGUUCUGCAUGUGUCGGUUUUUCCCUGACUUUUUUUUUUUUUUUUUUUCAGACCAACCCUUUCCCUCUUUUCCUACCCCACAGCUCUAUUCUAUGUACGUUGCCAACAGCUUCACUGAACAGUGGGGUAUGUGAUGGUUUUGGCCUGACAUCUUCAGUAUGAGGGGGACAGUCUAUGACUUCACUUUGAGGGUGUGAUGUCUGUAGCUAUGUGGAAGGUAAAAAUAGUGGUGUGAUCACGAACCAAAGGAAUUUAUGUUUUGUAACUUGGGUACUUUCUUUUGCAUUUUGUUAAAGUAUUAAAUACUUUUUUCCUGUUUGGGAUCUUACUGUCUUUUUUUUUUUUACAGGUGUAAUUGGGCCUUUCUCUGUGAUAAUUGUUUCAGUCUCCUCAAAAUCCAUCUCCCUUCUUCCCAUUACACUUAAUGGCUUCUUUCUGUUGACUCUUUUUGGGAAUAAGAAGCAACAGGCUUCUGUCUCUCCUCAUCCUCAGCCUCCCCUUCAACUUGUUUAUUCUCCCAGAAACCUCCUUCUAACAUUCCGUCUCCCCAGUUUUGCUUAUGCUUGAAAAGUAGGCCCAAGAUAACAGUCUUAGGAACACAAUGAUUUCUCCUGGCUUUUUGCUUGUUUGUUUGUGUAAAGGGUAUCAGGACUCUGGAAAAGAGAAAAAAUUGCCUUCCUGGAUUCAGCCAAGACUGCUCCCCCUAGAAAAUGCACUCUCCUCCCCAAAGCCCGCCCCCUCACAGGAGGCAGGGUUUUUCUUUUGGGCAAACCUGCUCCUUGGGACAGGAGGUGGCAAAACCUGUUUGAAGAUGAGGUUACCUCCCUUCCACACCUCCCUCCUUGGAGGCCAGAACUACCACAGCUGAGACAAAAAAAGGUAAAGAAGUGUUGGGGGCUGGGACACCCAGCUCCCCAACAACUCUUAGGUGUUUAAAGAAGACAGGAAGACUUGUGAAGAUGGGAACCACACAAGAGGCAGGCAAAAAGAAGUUAGACGUUGGGGUCAGGGAGAGUGGAGAAGCAGCAGAACUAGGAGCAGCCCUGAGACGUGGGGAACUGGAGCUGAAGGAGGAAUGGCAGGAUGAAGAAUUCCCUAGAUUGCUCCCUGAGGAGGUUGGACCUUCUGGAGAUCCUGAAGAUCCUAAAGGAGACUCACAGGCAGGUACCCCCCUCACUUUAGCCCUGUGUGGCCAGCGCCCCAUGCGCAAGCGUCUUUCUGCCCCAGAGUUGCGACUGAGUCUGACUAAGGGGCCUGGAGCUUCUCCCACCCAGUCUGCACCUUCCUCUCCUGAUGGGAGUUCUGACCUGGACGUAGACGAAUUAGAGACACCUUCAGACUCGGAGCAGCUGGACAGUGGACACGAAUUUGAAUGGGAAGACGAGUUACCCCGAGCAGAGGGUCUGGGCGCCAGUGAGGCAGCUGAAAGGCUGGGCCGAGGCUGUAUGUGGGAUGUGGCUGGAGAAGAUGGACAUCACUGGAGGGUGUUCCGAAUGGGACCACGGGAGCAGCGUGUGGACAUGACUGUCAUUGAGCCCUAUAAGAAAGUCCUGUCUCAUGGAGGUUACCACGGUGAUGGUCUCAACGCUGUCAUUCUUUUUGCUUCCUGUUAUCUACCCAGAAGCAGCAUCCCCAACUACACCUACGUCAUGGAACACUUGUUUAGGUAUCUGGUGGGAACGCUGGAGCUGCUAGUAGCUGAAAAUUACCUGCUUGUUCAUUUGAGUGGAGGCACAAGCAGGGCCCAAGUUCCGCCUCUGAGCUGGAUCCGCCAGUGUUACCGCACCCUGGAUCGGCGGCUGCGAAAAAACCUGCGAGCCCUGGUGGUUGUCCACGCCACGUGGUAUGUGAAGGCAUUUCUGGCACUGCUUCGGCCCUUCAUCAGUUCCAAAUUCACACGGAAAAUCCGUUUUCUGGAUAGCCUGGAGGAGCUGGCCCAACUCAUAUCCCUGGAUCACGUCCACAUCCCUGAAGCUGUCAGACAGCUGGACCAGGAUCUCCAUGGCUCAGGAGGGACCUAGCACAGGACUGGAUAACGGGCCUUAGAACCAAGCGAAGAUGGUGACCUGCCUGCACCCGAAUCCCAGAAACAUCUGAGCUGUUCUGUAAAUCGUCUUAUCCCCAACCUCAGUACCACCGGUUCUUCGCUUCUCAGUGGGAUUGCGUCCUCUGCAUGACCCCUGCCUUCAGCUGGGCUUUGAGACUGGGAAGCUGAUCUGCUGGGUGACGUUCAUUCCAGCUGUUGGGGUGGAAGGCUGAGUGUAGGGUCAUUUUGUAUGGGAUAUGCAGAGCUGUGGGUUUUAAUCUUGCUUUUGCUGUAGAAGCUUGGGCAAAUACCUUCAUCUUUUCGGGUCCUCAUUUUCUUCCUGUCUAACUGGAGGGGCUGUGAUCCUUCCACCUUGGAUGGAAGAGGCCUACUUGACAGCCAGCCUGCCUGCUGGGAGCUGGGAGAGUCCGCUCAUUAAACCUUGAAAAACCGCUGUAUGCCCUUAUUCCUUCUAAGUCAUGUCUGCUACCUGAGAGCCUGGGAAGGAGUGCUUUCAAAACCCUGUAUGUUUGCCCUCUUGAGUAAAUUGAGAUCUGUAGAGGCUAAUAAACUGCGAUGAGACAUUUAA
Saimiri boliviensis boliviensis (Bolivian squirrel monkey) is the source of this 3007-nucleotide messenger RNA. RefSeq names its product BCL2 interacting protein like (gene BNIPL). Gene Ontology annotation, cellular component: cytoplasm. The record is from RefSeq and is a predicted model, not a curated record. NCBI's taxonomy places the organism in Eukaryota, Metazoa, Chordata, Mammalia, Primates, Cebidae. Gene Ontology annotation, biological process: apoptotic process.